Colias croceus (clouded yellow) is the source of this 1620-nucleotide messenger RNA. RefSeq lists its product as uncharacterized. Lineage: Eukaryota; Metazoa; Arthropoda; Insecta; Lepidoptera; Pieridae. The transcript has 2 exons. The record is from RefSeq and is a predicted model, not a curated record. The coding region runs from base 661 to 1209 and encodes 182 amino acids.
UAGCCCGAAGCUGUCUGCAAGAGCUGAUGCGCUAAUUUUCAUUAACCCUGUAUAUCGUGGAAAUUUUCGAUGGGCCCUGGAAGGAAAGUACUUGAAAUACUAAAGAUAGCAAGUUUUGCUGUCAGGAAACAUUCCUUUAAUUUUAAAACGAAAUGGAAUUUAUUCAAAGAUUUUCGAAAAUUCAUUUGCUUCGACCGGUAAUAAUUUCUUGGAAAAAAAUUAUUGUCCUAUAAUAGGUUUUCAGUAUCAAUUUAGUCUAACACUGCUUAAUAGUGUGCUAUUUUUACUGACAUUGCAUAAUUUUUCUUGGAUUGACCAAUCAUAAUUUUUAACCCUUAUCUAUCCUGAAGGACUGGUGUAAAUUUCCAAAGUCCUUUGUCUCUAUUAUCAUAAUUUAUAUUCUUGUUAUGUCGAUAAUGAUAAUCCAAUGCAUAAAUCACUACAGUAAUUAUCAAAGACACCCCCAUAUCAUACAUAGAUAAUAUUUUUACUAUAAAUUCUAAAAAAAAUGUUGAGAUACUAUUGGUAGCACAAAAGCAAACGUGAGUAGUCAAAAUAAUAUUAGCAAUAAUAAGCAAUUUUAUAAAUAUUUGCUCAAGAAAUACCCGGCAAUAAUAGGUUUUCAAUUUCUGAUAUUAAUUUUUUUUUCAGAAACCAAAAAUGAAAUUCUUGAUUGUACUCGCUUUCGUCGCGGUAGCUUCUGCAGCCACUCUUCCCCAGAAGAGAAUCAGCCAGGCUGAACUUGAUGAAAUCGUCGCAGCCAUCCACAGCCCAAGCACCCACCCUGACACCGCAGCUGCUCUCGAACAGAUGCUCCAGGACCUCCUUGGUGCUGCCUCCCCUAUCCAAGUUGGACCCGCUGUCGUCGAACCUGUAGAAGAGAUCGGAGUUGGACCCGCUAUCAUCGACCCUGUCGAAGAAAUCUCAGUUGGACCCGCUCUUAUUGAGGAACCUGCAAUCAACCCCCUCGCCUCCAACAACCCCCUUGUCCAGGUCCUCGUUAUCGUUAAUUCAGGUGCUUCCAACUCAAUAGUGAUCACUCAACCCGGUCUGGGCACUGUCGACGAGGAGCUGACCGAUGAGAUCAAACCCGACCCCGUAGUGGUUGCGGAUGCCCCUGAAGCAGCUGUGAUUGCCCCAGAACCCGUCAACGUCGGCAGCCCGAUCUUCCCUGACCUCGCCAUCAACCUUCCCGAAGCCCUCAACUAAAUAUUCAGACUUAUAAUAAGAUUUAAAAUUAGUAGUUACAUUUCUUUUUAACACGCUUUAACUUCACCCGUAGGUAUGUUCAUGUGUUUGUCUGUAAUCGACUCCUUUGGGCUCGAUUUUGAACAACUUUGAAGAUUCAAAGUUUAUACGUGACUAUUUUAUUAUUCUGAAUCAACAAAAAUAAAAUUAUUGUAACUAGGUAGUGUGUUUUUGUAGAGUGUGUUCUUUUUAACUAUAUUUGUGAUUUCUUCCUUGAAUUCCGUCCUGGAAUAUACAGUAUUGUUACUACUGAACAGUAAGUUCAAUUAAUCUUUUGCUUCGUUUGAGUAAUUCAUCGUGAAUAUGGCUUUAUCAAAAAUAGAUUAUGAAUCAUUUUAAUUAUCUUUCAUUAAAUAUAUAGCUUCUAUAAUC